Molecule: messenger RNA, 1815 nt
Organism: Magnolia sinica
Lineage: Eukaryota; Viridiplantae; Streptophyta; Magnoliopsida; Magnoliales; Magnoliaceae
Product: 1-aminocyclopropane-1-carboxylate synthase-like
Exons: 5
Coding region: 1-1695 (564 amino acids)
Biological process (GO): amino acid metabolic process; biosynthetic process
Molecular function (GO): transaminase activity; pyridoxal phosphate binding
Source: RefSeq, a predicted model, not a curated record
AUGGACAGUACCGAUUUUUGGACCACUGAGCAUGUGUGCCUGGGUGGGAAGCGGCGCACAGGACUUGGAACAGCGACAGAGGCAAAACGAACUCCAACACGGUGGGAGACGACACUCGUAUCAAAACGAACCGCCCUAGCAGGACUUGCGCUGACCAAACGACCGAAUCCAACAGUCAGCUCUCUCUCUCUCUCUCUCUCUCUCUCUCUCUCUCUCUCUCUCUCUCUCUCAAUGGCCACCAACAACCAUGUCCUUCUCUCUAAGAUGGCAAUGAACAACGGCCAUGGUGAGGACUCUCCUUACUUCGAUGGUUGGAAGGCGUACGACGCCAAUCCAUACCAUCCAACAGAAAACACUGAGGGAGUUAUCCAGAUGGGGCUUGCCGAAAAUCAGCUUUGCGUUGAUCUUCUCGAGGACUGGAUCAAGAGAAACCCCCAGGCAUCGAUUUGCACGGCCGAUGGAGUGUCAGAAUUCCAGGACAUCGCACUCUAUCAAGAUUAUCAUGGCCUCCCAGAAUUCAGAAAUGCCGUUGCCAAUUUCAUGGGAAAAGUGAGAGGAGGGAGAGUGAGGUUCGACCCCGACCGGAUAGUUAUGAGCGGCGGUGCGACUGGGGCUCAUGAGUUGAUGUCGUUCUGUCUAGCUGACCCUGGCGAUGCAUUCCUUGUCCCCACACCUUACUAUCCAGGAUUCGACCGAGACCUGAGAUGGCGAACAGGAAUGCAACUACUUCCAGUCAUUUGCAACAGCUCUAACGAUUUCAAGAUCACCAAAGUCGCAUUAGAAUCUGCAUACGCAAAAGCCCAAGAAGCAAACAUCAAAGUAAAAGGAGUUCUUGUUACCAACCCAUCUAACCCAUUGGGUACCAUGUUAGACAAAGAAACCCUCAUUAGCCUGGUGAGCUUCAUCAACGAGAAGAACAUCCACUUAAUCUGCGACGAGAUCUAUGCCGCCACCGUCUUCAAUCAACCUACCUUCAUCAGCAUCUCUGAGAUAGUAGAACAAGACCCAAAUUGCAAUUUGAACCUCAUCCAUGUAGUCUACAGCCUCUCAAAGGAUAUGGGCCUGCCAGGCUUCAGGGUCGGCAUUGUCUACUCAUACAACGAUGCCGUUGUUAGCUGCGGCCGCAAGAUGUCAAGCUUCGGUCUAGUCUCGACCCAGACCCAACAUCUAAUUGCAGCUAUGCUUUCAGACGAUGAGUUUGUGAACAUGUUCAUAGCUGAGAGUGGUAAGAGAAUAGCUGCUCGCCACAAGAUCUUCACAUGUGGUCUAGCUCAAGUAGGAAUAGGCUGCUUGAAGAGCAACGCCGGGCUCUUCUGUUGGAUGGAUUUGCGGCCACUUCUCAAAGAAUCGACAAUUGACGGAGAGAUGGCAUUGUGGCGGACAAUCAUCGACCGUGUCAAGCUCAAUGUAUCACCAGGUUCUUCGUUUCACUGCUCUGAGCCUGGCUGGUUUAGGGUUUGUUUUGCAAACAUGGAUGACAAGACAAUGAGAGUGGCGAUAGAGAGGAUCCGAGCCUUCGUCUUUGAAAGCAAGGAGGUGGAGGUGGAGGUGCCAUCGAAGAAACGUCGUUGGCAGACGUCUCUCCGGCUAAGCUUCUCUUCUCGAAGGUUAGAUGAUGUUACCAUGACUCCACGGGGUAUGUCGCCGCAUUGCGCAAUGUCGCCCCACUCGCCGCUUGUCCGAGCUGCGACCUGAUCAUUACCCGCUGUUGGAUCUAUCAUCUAACGGUGGAUGGGUGCAUCAUUUCUUUGAACACAUGGCCUAAAUAGAGCCGAUGAAUUUUUUACAAUAUACAGCCUCAUAGUCAUUGGUUUU